This is a messenger RNA of Brachypodium distachyon (stiff brome), 3660 nucleotides long. Its product is annotated as auxilin-related protein 2. Gene Ontology annotation, biological process: clathrin-dependent endocytosis; clathrin coat disassembly. Lineage: Eukaryota; Viridiplantae; Streptophyta; Magnoliopsida; Poales; Poaceae. The transcript has 8 exons. Gene Ontology annotation, cellular component: intracellular membrane-bounded organelle; cytoplasm; vesicle. The coding region runs from base 342 to 3074 and encodes 910 amino acids. Gene Ontology annotation, molecular function: clathrin binding. The record is from RefSeq and is a predicted model, not a curated record.
ACCCCACCAAGACAUCCGCGUGACGGCGUGAGACACCAGACCACCACCUCUCUCUCCAUUCGUAUUCCCCUCUCCCGUCGCCGGCGACCUCUCCGUCUCCGGCGGCGUCCCCUGUCGCGGCAUCCCCCUCACCAUUUUCUCGAUCGGUAGAUAUCUCGGACCAUCGUAUCCCGUCCCCCCUGCCCACAGUCCAGACCCACCUGCCCUCCCUCUUCGCUCUGCGCACACACCCUAGCCGCUAGUGUUUUUCCCUUUGGCGAACAACCAGCGGGCAACAGAAGCGCGCCGCGACCGGGUGCUCGCGCCCCAGAUCCAGCGAUCCGCGUGACGUCGCGGCGGCCAUGGACGACUUCCAGGGCCUCCUGGCCCGCGACUUCGGGCUCCGCCCUCAGGGGAAAGCCGCGCCCAUGUCGGCCGCCCGCUCGACCGCGGCUUCAUCCGGAUCCGCCUGGACCAACCCCAGAUCCGCCGCAGCCGCCGCGCCGUCCGUCCCCUCCUACGACGACCUCUUCGGGGCCCCGCCCUCCGCGCCGCCUCCCAAGUCCACGCCGUCGCCCUCCAUCGACUCCAUCUUCGACUCCUUCAAGGAGCCCUCUGCUGCCUCCGCCGCGCCGUCCCAGCCCAAGCACUCGUCCAUGCCCGUGUUCGACAAGCCGGUCUACGAUGAUGACAUCUUUGACGGGGUCCCCGGGGUGAAGAGCAGCUCCUCGGCGAGGUAUGACAGCGUGUUUGCGGCGGACCAUGCACUGCCCCCUGCAUUUGACGACCUGCUCGGUGGAUUCGGAAGGAAGGCGGAGGGGAGGGAGGCGCCAGAGGAAUAUAGGAAACCCGCGCCAGCAGCGGCAUCAACUGGGUUUGAUGAUUUGUUCGCUGGGUUUGGUGGGAGCAACCCUGUGCCGCGAAGGGAAAAUGCUGUUGGUAAUGAAAAGAAGGUAUCCAUGUCAACAUCUAAGCCCGCAAGUGACCCUUUUGUUGUUCUUGAAACAACUUCUACUUCAGCCCAUCCAUCCUCUGGGGUAUUUACCGACCCCUUGGAUGAAUUUGAUGGGCAUCCAAAAUCUCAAGUGAAAAAUUGUGGUAAUACUGCUGUUGAAAGUGGUAUAUUUGAAGAUUCUAGCACAUUCAAUCAGGUUCCAAAAUCAGAACCUUUGUUUACCUCAAAUGUGAAUGAUGGCCCAAAAGGUAGCAAUGGCUCAACCAAGGCCCGAGACUCAAGCCCUGUACAAAGUUUUCCCAAAAGAAACUCAGCCCAACAACCUUCUGUGGAGGACUUUGAAAAUAUUUUUUCUAAGUCACAGUCUGCACAAUAUUCUGAUGUUCAUGUUGAUGUUAGCGCCCCAGUUUCAGAGAAACACAGUGGGAAUGGUGUGGCUGACCAGUCACCAAGAUCUGAUGAGUCUGAAGAUGAGAUAUGGCUUACAGUUUCUGAGAUUCCCCUGUUCACACAGCCAACGAGUGCCCCGCCACCUUCGAGACCACCACCAUCUCUUGCAGUUAAGAAAAAUCCACAUGGAUCAAAAGCAAAAAGAAGGGAUGAGGAUUAUCUACGGCAGUCUAGCCAAAACUAUAACCAUAACAGAAGUUCGUUGAGGCAAGCUGGCAGUUCUUCGAUAGAUGAAUUAGAAGAUUUUGCCAUGGGAAAACCUCAAAAGUCCUAUGACAACGGAAACCCCUUUAACGAGGAAGAAUUUGAGCGAAGUUCAUCAGCGGCAGCAUCUGCAGCUGCUAUGAAGGAAGCCAUGGAUAAAGCUGAGGCAAAGUUCAAGCAUGCCAAGGAAGUACGAGAGAGAGAACGCGAUGCAAAGCUUAGAAAUAGAGAACAGCAGGAACAGGAUGAUGAAGCAAGGUCGUAUGCACAGGACCAGGAAGAGAGAGAAAGGCUGGAGAAAAUAGAACAGGAGAGAGAAAUAAGACAGCAGGAGGAAAAGGAGAGAGAACAAAGAAGACUUGAAGAAGAGAGGGAACUUGAGCAACAGAGAGAAAGAGGGAGGGGUAGGCAAGCUGUGGAGAGGGCUACAAAGGAGGCACGGGAAAGAGCAGCUACUGAAGCUCGUGCAAAAGCAGAGAGGGAAGCACGCCAGCGUGCUGAGCGAGCUGCUGUGCAAAGAGCUCAACAGGAAGCACGCGAGAGGGCUGCAGUGGGUGCUAGGGACCGAGCUGAGAGGGCUGCUGCUGAAGCAAAGGAGAGGGCUGCUACUGAAGCCAGGGAGAAAACUGCUACUCAAACCAGGGAGCGGGCUACAGCAGAAAGAGCUGCUGUCGAGAGAGCUCAACAAGAUGCAAGGAGAAGAGCUGAACGAGCAGCAGUGGAGAGGGCUGCUGCUGAGGUUCGAGAAAGGCAAGCUGCCGAGGCUCGAGAGAGGCAGGCUGCAGCGGCGGCGGCGGCGGCAAGAGAAAAGCAGAGUAAACCUGAUGAUCUUGAGUCGUUCUUUGGUAUGGGCGCCCGUGCCAACAGUGCACCGAAGCAAAGGGCUCCAGUUGUGGAUCCUUUGUUUGAUUCUCAAACUCAAAGUAGAGGGACAGCAACUUCUUCUUCAGCAUCUAUGCGAAAGGCAUCAUCAACAACAAAUAUUACAGAUGACCUAUCUGCAAUAUUUGGAGGAGCUCCCAUGUCAUCUGAUGAAUUUCAAGGAGUUGAAGGAGAGAGUGAAGAAAGAAGGCGUGCUAGGCUUGAGCGGCAUCAACGGACACGUGAACGAGCGGCAAAAGCUCUGGCUGAGAAGAAUGAGCGGGAUAUGAAUGUUCAAAGAGAGCAGGCAGAAAGAGAUAGAAUUUCUGAUACACUGGACUUUGAGAUUAAGCGAUGGGCUGCCGGAAAAGAAGGCAAUUUGCGGGCAUUACUAUCAACUUUACAAUAUGUACUUUGGCCAGAAUGUGGAUGGCAGCCUGUAUCCCUGACUGAUCUGAUUACUGCGGCUGCGGUUAAAAAGGUAUACAGAAAGGCAACAUUGUGCAUUCAUCCUGAUAAGGUGCAGCAAAAGGGUGCAAAUCUACAGCAGAAAUAUAUUGCUGAGAAGGUUUUUGAUCUCCUCAAGGAGGCGUGGAACAAAUUCAACUCUGAAGAGCUCUUCUAGAACAUGCUAGAAGAACAAGCAUAUUGUGCACUCAUCUUUGCCCGCAUGAGGUACUCGAGGAGAAUGAACAUAUUGUCUAUCCCCGCCUCUUCACCUGAUUGACUGUAUGAGGCACUCAAGGAGAAAUGUCCAAGCUGGAGCGCGCCAGAUCAGGGGAAGCCAUGAUAGUGCUGAAGUGAAAGCUCCACCAUAAUUACCAUUGUCUUGUUCGUUUAUUACUCCAUCCAUCUUCCUUUUACCUUGUGUAUGUGUUGAUUCAAUGACAAUUCACAGCUACAUGCCGGCAGGACCUUCAACCAGCAGGUGUAUAUUAGCGUUCUUUUUUGCUAGGUUGAUCAUCAUGGGUUUGUGUGUAGCAGCGGGAAUGGAGUCAGUGUUGUGAUUUUUGGGAUAGGUGCGCCGUUUUGUUUCAACCAUGGAGAGCCGAUGUUACAUGGAUCAUGGAUUUCACAUGUUUGAUUCCAUGGGUACUGUAGUAAGUUAUGAUGUUUAUAGGGAACUUUUGGAAUACCCAUUGGAGCCGUGCCUGCUGAUUAACUCCUGUGAUUUUGUAUAAAAGUAAUCUGGAAUUUUGGUUAGCUGAUUC